Drosophila takahashii is the source of this 699-nucleotide messenger RNA. RefSeq lists its product as uncharacterized. Gene Ontology annotation, molecular function: chitin binding. NCBI's taxonomy places the organism in Eukaryota, Metazoa, Arthropoda, Insecta, Diptera, Drosophilidae. The record is from RefSeq and is a predicted model, not a curated record. Gene Ontology annotation, cellular component: extracellular region.
AUGCUGCACAGUAAUCUUGGCUUCGCUCUGCUGCUCCUCACAGGAUGCCUUUCCUUUAUCCAAGGCGAACAGUUUCCGCAGUGUGCAAAUGCAGCUUUCGAUACCUUUGUCAUGGCAAUUGACGACUGUGCUUCGUACAUUUAUUGCAAUGGAGAGGAUUCCUUCCGGGAUAGUUGUCCGGAGUCCACCUACUUUGACGACCGGACCCAGGAGUGCGCCUUCGAUGAUGAGGGCGUCUGUCUCAGGAACUCUGUUUCUGGCUUAACGGAGGAGGAACCAAAUCAGCAGUUUACUGAGGAAGAGGAGGAGGAGGACAGAAACAGUAGCACCACUCCAUCUCCCACUCCACCUGCUCAAUAUGCCUCGACAACCUCUACAGAUUCUUCCACAUCGUCUUCAGAUAUUUCUACGCCUUCUUCGGUUAUUUCUACACCCUCUGCAGAAUCUUCCCCACCCUCUCCAGCUCCUCAGACAUCUUCGCCAGCUCCCAAACCAUCUUCUCCAACUUCUACGGACAGGCCACACUGCGAUUCAUCCGGAGAUGGUGAUCAUCCUCAUCCCCAGCGCUGCGAGUACUUCUACAGGUGCCUCAGUGGCUAUCUGACUAUCGUGCGAUGUCCUUACAAAUAUGGCUGGGAUUAUUCCACAAAGCAAUGCAAGCCGUUGGCCGAGGCUCAGUGCUUUAGUUUUAGCUCCUAG